Messenger RNA from Prunus armeniaca (apricot), 1362 nucleotides. Lineage: Eukaryota; Viridiplantae; Streptophyta; Magnoliopsida; Rosales; Rosaceae. The record is from the annotation of a GenBank genome assembly.
AUGGAUGCCGAUCGCUUCGAUCCUUCCGUACCUCUGUGGAUCCUGCAUGUCGACGGCUCGACAAAUCAACAAGGCUGUGGAGCUGGUUUGGUGUUGACUACUCCAGACGGGUGCAAAGUUGAAUAUGCCCUCCGAUUCAACUUCAGAACCUCUAACAACGAGGCAGAGUAUGAGGCUCUCUUGGCCAGCCUUCGGCUAGCCAAGAGCAUGAGGUCCAAACAAAUCAGCAUUCACAGUGACUCCCAGCUCAUAGUGAAUCAAAUAACGGCAGACUUCGCAGCGAAGGAUGCCUCCAUGUCCGCCUACCUAUCGGCAGCCCACCAACUCCUACAAAGGUUCCACGCUUACGAGAUUCGGCAGAUCCCCAAGUCAGAGAAUAGCCAGGCCGAUGCACUCUCUCGUUUGGCUUCGACAAUCAACGACAAGAUCGGAAGGAAGGUGUCGGUGGAGAUAUUAUCCCAGCCAAGCACGAAAACGGCGGAGGUGUGUACCGUACGGUACGAGGACACAUGGAUGUCUCCAAUUUACGCAUUCCUGAUGAACGGAACCCUGCCCACCGAUAAGUCCCAAGCUCAGAAGCUCCGUUACCGAUCGGCAAGAUACACAGUCAUCGACGAUGUUCUGUACAAGCGAGGCUACACCAUGCCGUAUCUGAAAUGCCUCACUAAGGAGCAGGGGGACUACGUCCUUCGGGAAGUUCACAGUGGGGUCUGCGGUGACCACUCAGGGUCCAGAUCGCUAGCGCACAAAGUCUUCCGGCAGGGGUAUUUCUGGCCGACCCUACACCAAGAUGCGAACGUCUUAGUCAAGAAGUGUGACAAAUGCCAACGGUUCAGUAGUAUCCCUCACAUCCCUGCCGAGCCUCUCUCACCGAUCAUAAGCCCAUGGCCUUUCGCCCAGUGGGGACUGGACUUCAUUGGCCCGAUGCCGCAAGGUAAGGGCCAGGUCAAAUAUAUUAUUGUCGUCGUAGAUUACUUCACCAAAUGGGUAGAGGCCGAACCCUUGGCUACGAUAACGGCAGCCAAAAUGGAAGAUUUCAUCUGGACGAACAUUUGCUGCCGAUUCGGAAUCCCCUACGCAAUCAUCACCGAUAACGGAAGGCAAUUCGAUUCGGACGCCUUUAGGCAAUUCUGCACUCGCCUCAAGAUCAAUCUGUUCUUCGCUUCGCCAGCUCACCCCCAAUCGAAUGGUCAGGUCGAAGCGAUGAACAAAAUUGUCAAGAAGCUAUUGAAACGGCAGCUUGACAAAGCCGAAGGAGCCUGGCCGGAGAAGCUUCCAGAGGCGUUAUGGGCCAUCUGGACAUCCUACCGAACGGCAACUGGGAAACACCGUUCUCCAUGGCUUUUGGUUCGAAAGCGGUAG